AUGCAGCUUACGAAUGGAUUCACCAUGAGCAUGUUGGCCGUUCCCAUGGCCUCACGACUUCUCAACUUUGGGCCAUUCGCGAUACUAUCCACCCCCCCUCAACUGAAUGUCCUCUCCCCUCUCUAUUCCGCUGCCCUGGCCUUUGCCGACCACAGCACUGUACACGUGAAGGUUCCGCAGGAUGUCAUGUCCGAUUUACAACAGCACCUCCAACCACUUGCAUCGAGUGUUAAUCUCGAUGUCGCAGAUUUGCUGGUUGAAGCUGCCGCAGUGGUCGCAACCUACAACAUGGUCUCGCUUCUUGUCGACAGCACUGAACACACAAUCGAGCUGGCGCCCAACGUCAACAUUCAUGCCAUAACACUCGUCACCCACCCCAAUGCUCCUUGGAUUGCCUUCUCAAAUUCAUUGCUCACGGACGAGGGGAUGUGGGAAUGGAUUGUCCCACACAUAAUUGCACCGGCCGCGGCCCCGAAUUGGCCGUUCAAAGGCACCUACAACAUCCUCCUCCAUUCUCAACGGGUCAUGGCCAGUCAUCUGUUUCGGCAGCGCCGAAAGGUCAAAUGCGUCAUCGGUGUCUCGCAAGGGGGUGCUGCCGCUCUAGCCUUUGGUGCACUCUAUCCCACGCUCACAGAAGGCGUUAUUUCAUGUGAUACGGGGCCCAAAACUGCUCCAGGGAAUGCGGAAGCAUGGCAAGAACGUAUUGCCCUUGCAAAAACAAAAGGCAUCGAGGAGCUAGCUAGUGUGACUGUUGACCGCUGGUUCCCUUCUCCGUCCAAAUGUGGACAAGGAGAAGACGGCGUCGAUUUGCUGCACAGCGAUGUCAAAACCAAAGUGCUGCUUGUUGCCGGCGAGCUCGAUGGCGGGGGUAAAGUUGCAGCUGGAAUGAAAGGAUUGCGCGAAAAAUGGCUUGAAGCUACGCCAGCUGCCAAGGUCGACCGGCCGAGAUUGCCGGGCGCGGGUCAUCUUCCGAUGAUCGACGAAACAGAGAAAUACUGGGAAGUCGUGAGCGCAUUCCUGAAGGGGUUGUGA
Molecule: messenger RNA, 1032 nt
Organism: Mycena indigotica
Lineage: Eukaryota; Fungi; Basidiomycota; Agaricomycetes; Agaricales; Mycenaceae
Product: AB hydrolase-1 domain-containing protein
Exons: 4
Coding region: 1-1032 (343 amino acids)
Source: RefSeq, a predicted model, not a curated record